GCUUUCUGAGAACAUUUUUUCUGAUUCAAGACUGGAAUGAUCCAUUUUAUGUCAUGACUGCUAUUCUGGCAUUGUGUAGGGCAAAUGUUUGUUUUUAUUGAAAGAUAGGACCCAAAGAAAUGGAGGUCUUUGGAAUUUUGGGGGGAGGAGGUGAUGGGUAGAUGUGUGUGAGAGUGUGUGUGUGUGUGUGUGUGUGUGUGUGUGUGUGUGUGUGUAAAACCACAAAACAGUUUUUAGAAAAGGUCAUAUAAGUAAGCGUAAGCGUUAGGUAUUGUUUACAUUUAAGAAAUUAUAGACAUUAACUUAAUGUCUUUUUUUCAUUUCUUUCAAAGGUUUGGGCCCCAUGGUAUCCCUGUGACAGUAUUUCCCAGAAGGGAAUAUAAAGAUAAGCCAGAAGUCAUGCAGCUCCAAAGUAAUACAUUCCAAGAAGGGAUAGAAGUCAAGUGUGAAGUGAAUGGUGCUGUUCCCGAUGACACUUCUCCUGUCCCGCCUUCUGAGCUGAGCUUGGCUGAAAGCCUGUGGACUUCUAAACCACCACCUCUCUUCCAUGAAGGAGCACCUUAUCCCCCGCCUUUGUUUAUCAGGGACACAUAUAACCAAUCAAUACCUCAGCCACCUCCUCGGAAAAUUAAGCGACCCAAACGAAAAAUGUACAGGGAAGAACCCACUUCAAUAAUGAAUGCUAUUAAACUGCGACCCAGGCAAGUCCUGUGUGACAAAUGUAAAAACAGUGUUGUUGCUGAAAAAAAGGAAAUUAGAAAAGGUAGUAGUACAAGUGACUCUUCUAAAUAUGAAGAUAAAAAACGGAGAAAUGAAAAUGUAACUACUGUGAACAAAAAACUGAAAACUGACCAUAAAGUGGAUGGAAAAAACCAAAAUGAAAGCCAGAAAAGAAAUGCUGUAGUUAAGGUUUCCAACAUUGCUCACAGCAGAGGCAGAGUAGUAAAGGUUUCUGCUCAGGCAAAUACAUCAAAAGCUCAGUUAAGUACAAAAAAAGUGCUCCAGAGUAAGAACAUGGAUCAUGCAAAAGCUCGGGAAGUGUUAAAAAUUGCCAAAGAAAAGGCACAAAGGAAGCAAAGUGAAACCUCUACUUCCAAAAAUGCACAUUCGAAAGUUCAUUUCACUCGUCGAUAUCAGAAUCCUAGCUCAGGUUCCCUUCCACCCCGGGUUCGUUUAAAACCACAGAGGUACAGGAAUGAGGAAAACGAUUCUUCUCUGAAGACAGGACUUGAGAAAAUGCGGAGUGGCAAGAUGGCACCCAAGCCCCAGUCUCGCUGCACCUCUACCCGCUCAGCAGGUCUCUACAAAUGGCAGCUAUUACAUCAGACAGUGACGAGUCCUGCUGCUCCCUUACAGUGUCUGACAGACCACUGUGGAUUCAGACUGGGAGCAUUGAAGUUAACAGUGAAACGGGCAGCACAAAGACAUUAGCAGGCUGCUGGUUUCAUGGACCUGUACCACAAUGACAGAACACCAGCACAUCAGAACUGAAUGAAACUGGAGAUUUUUAAAAGCUGCACUAAGAAGUAAAUGUUAAGGCAGCGGUUAAUACCAACAGUCUGUAAAGGGGCACUUGCAAAUUGUGCUGUAUUAAACCGAAGAGAUUGUAUUAGGGAAUCUUUUAUACAAAAUAAACUAUUGCAAUAAAUUAUGCAUGAGAUGAGGGGAAAAGUGAUGUCAGACACACAUACACAAGAACUCAAUUGAAUUUUAUGCACGAAGAGUCACCGUCAGCUGCUUCUGAAUGCGAAGUUCUUAUCAGCACAGUUCGGACAGACCUGAAAGACUGGGGAUGAUGCAGAAGUGUCGAGUUAUUUUUCAUGCUUGAGCUUUGUGCUUUCUCCAGCGUUCAGGUUAGUCGUUCAGACAUGAGCAAAGGUGUUUCUAAAAUGGCUCUCCCAUGAAACAGCAGUAGUCACAUCUGCAAGGCCAAGGUUCCCUUCAGGAUGCUGAUAGAAACAACAGAAAAGGUGACCCAGCAUCCUGCUGGAAUGGAGAACAUGCCCCACUGCCCCCAACAAAAUUGUGAUCUUUUCUUUCUUUAAUAAAGCAGGGCUGUAUUAUCUUGACUAUAUGUUUGCUUGUUAGAACAUACUAAGAUGUAUUUAUUUGCCACUAGUAUUUAACAUAUUGUGCACAUUUUCACAACUACAUUCUUUCAAAUUUUGACUCAAAGUGGAUAGGCUAGUGUUAACUUUGGAGUGAAAACAUACACUCCAAGAGCUAGUUCUUAAUUCCAUUGUGCUGGAAAGGCUUUGCCAUUGUCUCUGUCCUUACUGGUUUUAUGUAGUUCAGAAAAGACGACAACAGCAGAAUUUUGAUGUGGACCUCUCCACAGAGAGGCCCUCCUAAGUGCAAGAAAUGCUAACAGGUGUCAGGUGGGACCUGGGUUACAAGUGGCAGGAACAGACCCAUACAGUGUUGGACUUUUCAUGCGUGGAUCGUGAACUCUUAUGAAUAGAGACUAAUUUUUUUCUUGUCUUUGGUGAAUACAUAUUAUGAAAAAGACCUUAAGUUUUCUUUUUUAACAAAUGGAGAAAACAUGAGAAAACCAGAUGGACCUGAUAAUACUACAUUUUUAAGGCAUUUUAUAUUUGAUGGUGCCGUACUUUUAAUAAUAAUAAAACUGAAGUUUUUUAGUGGCAAUACUGAUUUAUUUUUUAAACAAGAAAGAUAGUCCAUAUUGAUUACUUAUUACAAAAAAGGGGAAAAUGCCAAAAAAUAAAAAACCGUAAAAUUCAUUUGAAGCAACAUAACAGUAAUUGAGCAGUGGCUCGAGUAUUCAGACUUCCACAAUGCUACUGUAUAGGUUUGGAAUUAUGUAAUAAGCCCAUGCUCAGGAUUAACAAGAGGUUCUGGGUAAGUUUUAGAACAUUUAAUAUACCUAUGAUUUGCAUUAUAAACUCAAGGAAAGACAGGCAGUCUUGAGUCUAAUGAGCUUAACACAAAUUUUGAUUACACUGCAAGUAAUUAAAAGUUUUGAUUGUAUUCUAAAAUUGUCUUUGGAAAUUCCGUAUCAUGAAGUCAUUUUAUCAAAUCAGAAAAGGUCAGCUCAGGAACUGAGCAGGGAGUUCUGAAAAUGACACGAAGGACAGGGGUCUCUUCUCUAUGGCCCUUGGGCUUUGGCUUGGGUUCAUCUUGUUCUUUCAGAUAUGUCACACCAGCAGUACCUUUCACAGUCACUCAAGAACCUGAUCACUCCCAAGCCAUGGUGGGAUGACACAUGGGUUGUAUCAUCAAGAUUUUUAAUUAAGCUUUAGAAUUCUUUAUUUGUGUAGACUGAUGGAAAUGACUUAGAAGUAAUAAUAUAAAGCGAAAGAAUUGGAAGAGAUCAGGUUUUAAGUUUCUACGUAUUUUUUUCCUCAAGACAUAUUCUUGAAGGUGUUUUGUUACAAACCAGAUUUUCAUUUUUUUAAAAAUGAAACUUGGUGUUUAAAAUCUAGACCUACCAUGUUGCUAUUUCACUCCCAUUGCUUUAGUUGCUUAAUAUUUAAGCUUUGCGUCAUGCUACCUUUUGUCUCUAUUUCAAAUCUUCAUAAGCCUAUUUUGUUUUGUAGACUUGAAUGAUAAAAAUUGUUUCUCAUCUUAAGUAUGCUCAGAGUUUUAAAUGUUAAAGAAUGUUGUGUAACAUUUAUCCAAUAAAGUCUUUGAUUUUUUUAAAAUUUA
Molecule: messenger RNA, 3666 nt
Organism: Carlito syrichta (Philippine tarsier)
Lineage: Eukaryota; Metazoa; Chordata; Mammalia; Primates; Tarsiidae
Gene: PWWP2A
Product: PWWP domain containing 2A
Exons: 3
Coding region: 307-1431 (374 amino acids)
Cellular component (GO): nucleus
Molecular function (GO): histone binding; chromatin binding
Source: RefSeq, a predicted model, not a curated record